GGUUGGAAGGCAGGUGGUGAACAUCGCAUCUUUCAUGGUGAGAGUUGACUCUCAGAAGCACAUUGAUUUCUCACUGACAAGUCCUCUGGGAGGAGGGCGCCCUGGUAGGGUAAAGAGAAGGAACCAGAAGGCUGCUGCCAAGAAGGCUUCAGGUGGAGAUGGAGAUGAAGAGGAUGAAGAAUGAGCGCUGGUAUCAACCUUUGCUUUUAGUAAAUAAUAGGUUGUGUUUAAACUUGUAUCAGACACCAACCUAUUUGAGAAUAGUUUAAUUUAUAUCACUGCAUUAUUGUUCCAGUUUCUGGACCCUCAAACUCUGGUUUUGGCCAAAGUUUUGCUUACAUUUUGUUGUAUGCAAUGACUGGCGUUUUGACAAAUUAUUCUUUUAAUGUCGUGGAUUGUUAUUUUCUUUUUGGUUAUGGAGCAAA
This is a messenger RNA of Camellia sinensis, 425 nucleotides long. The record is from RefSeq and is a predicted model, not a curated record. Lineage: Eukaryota; Viridiplantae; Streptophyta; Magnoliopsida; Ericales; Theaceae.